Mesorhabditis belari is the source of this 1029-nucleotide messenger RNA. Lineage: Eukaryota; Metazoa; Nematoda; Chromadorea; Rhabditida; Rhabditidae. The record is from the annotation of a GenBank genome assembly.
AUGACUCGUUUGUCAUGGUUGAUUUUAGCGGUUACUAUCCAGCUUACAAUUGCUGACGAUUGUGAUCUUUGUCACAAAAUGGCUCAAUAUGUCUUAUCGUUUAAAGGGCAAGCCUACGCUGACGUGAAAGCGAAAGCGAUUUCCUCAAUCAGAACGUUUCCCACUUCGGAUCAACCGUUUCUCAAUAAUUUGAUCAGCUACAACUUCCGCAAACUCUACAUGGAUGUGAAUAGUGCAGCAAGUGGAAUGACCCCAUCGACCUCUUGCUCUGAUAUGGGAUUCUGUGAUACAAAGGACGAGUUCAAAGCUCCAUUCACCAUUUUCGACUACAAGAGCUCGUUCUGGGAUGAUCACUCAGCUGUCAAAAAUACCCGUGACAAGACGAUUAUUGUCGUUCAUCACACCGUUGAUCCGACUCUUCCUGACACAAUUCUCUCAUUGAAAAACGCAGGGCUUUCUGUGCAAUAUAUUGUUGACAGAGAUGGAAAAAUUUAUCGUCUCGUGGACGAUUACAGACGAGCCUACCAUGCGGGAGCUGGAAUUUGGCGCGGAGAUGGAUGCACCGUCGAUGACACGAACACUCGCUCGGUCGGCAUUGAGACAGUUAACACUGGAGGAGAGCCCUAUCCGGACGUUCAGGUAAAAGCUCUGCACCAAUUAAUCAGCUAUUUGCGAACGAAAUGGCACGUGGAACCACAAAAUAUUAUUGCUCAACAAAAAGAAGUUGUUCUAUCGGAUAAAGUAAAGAAUGCCACUCUCUUGAAAGAAGUGCAACAGAAGCUUUACGAGUACGGUCAUGGAUACAUUGUUGUUGGAGAUCCGUACAGCACCUCAGCCACCAGCAAAGUCACCACCGCACUCGCCAUUCAGGCGUUCAACCGAAAGUUUUGUCCAGAGGUAUUCAUUCUCGAAUCGGUAAAAAACGGAAACGAGGUGACACAUGCUGAGAAUCUUCAGACCUACAAGCUCACUGUGGAGCGACUCAACUGGUUGCACGCACACACGAAGCUUCCCAAUUGCACAAACUAU